GCCCGCGGCCCCGCCCUGCGGCCAGGCCGGGAGGCGGCGGCGGAGACAGAGGUACAGGUGCCUCCGCCCGGCGACCGCCGCCCGCCAGCCCGCCCGCCUUGGCAUCAGGCCUUCACGGCCCCUCUCCCGCCUCACACUCCGGCCUCCUCACCGCCCGGCCAAAUGCAGGCCGUCGCCCUCCCCGAGGAGAUCCGUUGGCUCAUGGAAGAUGCUGAGGAGUUCUUGGCAGAAGGUUUGCGGAAUGAGAACCUCAGUGCUACUGCAAAGGACCACAGAGACCAUAUACUAAGGGGCUUCCAGCAAAUCAAAACUAGGUACUAUUGGGAUUUUCAGCCCCAAGGGGGAGACCAAGCUGAAAGUUUCCUUGGACAGGACAGCUCUGAUGAUAACCAUAGUGGAACUCAUGGCCCCUCUCUCACAUCAGAUGCACCUUUUUUGCCCGAUUAUCAGGAUGAGGGAGUGGAAGACAUCACAAGAGGAGCUCAAGAGCUGGAUAACAUCAUCAAGCAAGGAUACUUGGAGAAGAAAAGCAAAGAUCAUAGUUUCUUUGGAUCGGAAUGGCAGAAACGAUGGUGUGUCAUCAGCAGAGGCCUCUUCUACUACUAUGCUAACGAGAAAAGCAAGCAGCCCAAAGGGACCUUUCUCAUUAAGGACUACAGUGUCCGGAUGGCCCCGCACCUGCGAAAAGAUUCCAAGAAAGAAUCCUGCUUUGAACUGACCUCCCAGGACAGGCGCAGCUAUGAGUUUACAGCUGCUAAUCCAGCUGAGGCCAGAGACUGGGUGGAUCAAAUAAGUUUCUUGUUAAAGGAUCUGAGCUCCUUAACCAUUCCAUAUGAAGAGGAGGAGGAAAAGGAGGAAGAAGAAGAGAUGUAUGACGAUAUUGAUGGCCUUGACUCCCCGAAUUCCAGUUCCCAGUGCAGACCCGUCAUCUUGCCUGGGAGUGUGGGGCUAAAAGAGCCCACAAAGGAGGAGGAAGAAGAUAUUUAUGAAGUCUUACCAGAUGAAGAGCACGAUCUGGAAGAGGAUGAGAAUGGGACUCCACAUAAAGGAGUGGACUAUACCAAUUAUUACCAGGGCCUAUGGGAUUGCCACGGUGACCAGCCAGAUGAACUAUCCUUCCAACGGGGUGACCUCAUCUACAUUCUGAGCAAGACCAAAACCCUGAAUAAUGGAAAAAAGAGAAAGUGAUUGCCAAGAACUUAAACCAUGGUUUGAAACAGCCCAGGGAGGCAGCCAAGCUACCCAAGGUUUCAGCGGAGCGCUGAGUGCUCCAGUCAGUCCUCUGACAGCUUCCAACAUCACGAAUCCACCGUCCACCUGACUGACCACUUCCUUUUUCCUUCUGCAAAAUGUCUCUUAUGCUGCAAAGCAGGCACCUGCUUGUCUUUGGUGAACGAUCCCUGUCCCCCGCCUUGCUCUCCUCAGCAGUUGGAAGGGCGCUGAGUUAGAGCCCUCAAUUUAUUUAAUAAUUUAUGACAUCCUCAGAAAGCAUUAAAUUUCCAAAGCUGGAUUUAAGGAGUAGAGAAAUUGAGGGCCAACCCAAGAGUAAAAAUACGAUGUUUUUGGCUGACCAUGGGAUAUUACAAUCUACUCUGCUUAGGAAUUCGAAUUUCCCAUCUUUACUUAUGAUGAUGUCAGAUGCAGAACCACUGAUAAAAGAAAUAAGCAAUCAUAAACCAAUAAUUCUGUGAUUCAUUGGCCCUUCCCAUACAUAUAUCAGGUACCUAUCGAUCUCUCAUGUCAGGAGCUGACUGAUUGUUCUCUUGAAGAGGAAUCCUCUUACUUACAAGCGCUGAUACAGUGAACUUUGAUGGUUAAAAGAACAAAAUGUGAGACAUUUUCCGGGAAUCUUGUUCCAUGGAGGCUUAUCGAAGCCCAACUCAGGGUGAGCAGAGAACAUCUCUGUUAGGAGCAUUCUCAGGGUAGACAGCAUCAAGCGGCUUGUUCCCAAAGCCAUCAUGUGGCUUUGAACAAGAGCCAUGAGAAGACAGCACAACUUUUAAGUCACAGUUAAAGGGAUGGGGCCUUGGUGGUACACCUGAAAGUAAUAUAACAUUGUACAUCAAGUAAAUGUCAAUAAUAAAAGAAAAAAGAGAGAGAAAGACGGUGCCUUAGAAGGAAUGAGCAAGCCUGGUCAGCCUUAGAAGAAGGAACAGACUCUUCUGCAGCUGGAAGGCUGAAGCCUAGAAAGCCAGCAUGGCAGGAACAAGGAUUCCUGAUUUCCUUUCGCUGUGUUUUUAAACGCGGAGGCUGGGGAGAGGGUGGAUGGAGAGGGCCACACUGGGCCAAAGUGUGGAUCCAGGCCAGAGAGAUCAUUGUAUUUUCCCCCAAGAGCACUGGUUCAUAAACUGUAGAGGGUUCACAAACCCUUAGAGCAUCUGACAGAGGUUCUGGACCUCACCCCAGGGACAAGACACAUGUACACGUGCACGCACAAUUUUACACCAAUUUCAAGGAACUCAAAGAUCCCUUCGUGUCCAUCCGUGGACAGGCCAGGGGUUCGCAGACUCCAUUUUAAGAAUCUGUGCCCUAGAGGGUGGUGCUUUCCUUUCGUUGGAACAGCCUAGGAUUCACUGAGCCUAGAAAUUGAAUUCUUAUCCCAAGACAGGAUGGUCAUUCCAGGUCAUGUCUGUGCUACUCCAGGGGAGCCAUGGAAGAGCUUAUACAAAUAGGAACCAGCAGGGAGGAGAGAAAUUAAAAUGUAGCAAUCAUGGAGUAGGGGUAUUUAAUCUCUUUUAAGGCUUAUGAUAGGCGCCUGCUGGUUUUCCCCCUGAUAUCCCCUGACACCUACUGACAGGGUAUUUGCAGCACCACACAGGGACUCAGGGCCCUGUGACAGGAGGAGCGCUGAGGAGGUCCAUGAUAGUCUUGAAACCAUAAACAGCAAUAGGAAACCACUGGAGGCAGAGUCAAGCUGUGCAACGUGCCCGUGGUUGGUGGCCAUACUGCUUUUUGUUUAUAGAAUUUGCUGUUCUUUUUAUGGCAGGUUUGGUAGGGUUGGGUUUUUUUUCCUUGUUGAUGGAGAUUAGCAGCAUAAAUCCUUUUAUGGCAGUGUGCAAUCCCCAUAAACACUUCUGAUUGUUGCUGAUGGUGAGCGCUGUGUCUAUUUCAAGUUCACUCAAUGUUCUGCUCAUCUAGGCCAAUAGCUUGUCCAGCCAGAUAAGGGAGUCCAAAUAACCAACCUUUACUUUUAAGAUCCCUUCAUCUGGGGAGUUCAAGGAGGUGGGACAGGGUUGGUGUUGAGGGAAACGGAUAUUUAAUCAAGCCUCAAGAUAAUAACGAUGAGAACAAACCACACGUCGUACUAUUUUUGAGUGAAAAGCUUCUAAAAAGACUUUGUGAUGACAAGCAAGUGCCUAUGUUAAGGGUUUGGUUCCUUUUUAAAAAAAAAAAAACAGCUUUUUAUAUUCUUAUCUAAAGCAUCUUCAGUUAACAAUUUUGUGUAAUUAACCUCUUAGCUCUACCAUACAUGAUGUAUAUAGAGUUAAGGACUGAGGAGCCUGUACAGUUCUGAUUCCUUAACAUCAUGGCCACAUAUCCCCACCUUGGAGGUAGAAACACUUCCACGUUGAGGAUUUUAGGUCUCCCGGGAGCAUCUCAGCACUUUUUCUGGUUUUUCAAAACAUCUGGGCACAAGAAGUCAAACUUCAUUGAAAACGUUGAUCCCAAGAAUUCAGUUCUCUCUCCCAUCUCAAAACUAAAAUCCAAGGAUCAGCAACUUCAUAAAAAUGCAGUAAAUUAGCACCUCUAGACAAGAGCAGAGUUCAUUCAGAGCCGGGGUCUGCCUGGCUGAGCCAGUACUCUCUCCAUUUUAAUAGUUUAAUAAAAAUUAGCAUAAUUAACGAACAUCUGUAUGAUCCAGAGUGGUGCAAUUUGGCACUUGGAAACGAGGGCUUAAACAUGAUUGCUGUGAGUUUAAUGUUGUUUUAAUUCUUUUUGGCACUGUGCAGUGAAAUGAACGUUUGGUGGUGAUA
Neofelis nebulosa (Clouded leopard) is the source of this 3974-nucleotide messenger RNA. RefSeq names its product src kinase associated phosphoprotein 1 (gene SKAP1). Lineage: Eukaryota; Metazoa; Chordata; Mammalia; Carnivora; Felidae. The transcript is spliced from 12 exons. Gene Ontology annotation, molecular function: protein binding. The record is from RefSeq and is a predicted model, not a curated record. The coding region runs from base 163 to 1188 and encodes 341 amino acids. Gene Ontology annotation, cellular component: plasma membrane; cytoplasm.